Messenger RNA from Daucus carota subsp. sativus, 1263 nucleotides. RefSeq lists its product as uncharacterized. The record is from RefSeq and is a predicted model, not a curated record. Gene Ontology annotation, molecular function: nucleoside triphosphate diphosphatase activity. The coding region runs from base 610 to 1011 and encodes 133 amino acids. The transcript is spliced from 2 exons. Gene Ontology annotation, biological process: nucleoside triphosphate catabolic process. Lineage: Eukaryota; Viridiplantae; Streptophyta; Magnoliopsida; Apiales; Apiaceae.
GGUUGGUUGGGGGAGAAAAACGUGUGAUAGAUUGAAAGCCUUGGUGUCUUUAUAAGCAACAUGGCGCAUUUGGAUUGUGAUCUAUCAUGGUGAUAUAAUUUGUUGGCGAUUUAGUGUUUGCCAUAUCAGCCCAUGCUUGCCGGGAUAUGUUCCACAGAGGAUAGGAAGUUAAUGAUGCUUAUUUGUCGAUACUGUACUGCUUUAUUCUAAUUUCUAGGUGAAAUAUACACUUUCUAGCAAAGUUGAACUGAAUACACCUAAAGCUUAGGACUUGGGAAGUAAGGACUAGAGUCUCAAACAACAUGUAUAGUUACGCGAGGGUGAAGAAUAUGUCUGAGGUGAAUUGCACUAUAUAUAACAUGGAUGAUGUUAGAGGACCUGCAGAGUGUACAAAGUAGAUAAGAUAUUUGAAAGCGAAAAGUAAGUGAUAUCAAGUCAUGGCUGGAAAAGAUGGAAACAUCUUUGCCAAACCUCACUUGAAGAUUGUUUCUAAGGUCCCUCCACUAAGUAUAAGUUUUAGUUGGAAGAUAUUGAUACCUAGAUACCUAAAGCAGUAAACCAGAUACCUAGCGGCUAGCUCACCUAUGCAAAGCAUUUGUCUUUAAAUAGAUGCAUGUCACCAUGUAUUAUGUGCACAAUCGAAGGGAAAUGGACCAGUCCCAAGAGCACUCGGAGAAAGUUAAGGAUGUUUCACUUCAAGAACUCAAAGCCAGGCUUGCUGAAUUUGCUAGAGUCAGAGAUUGGGAGCAAUAUCACAGUCCCAGAAAUCUCCUUCUAGCCCUUGUUGGCGAGGUGGGAGAGCUGUCUGAAAUAUUCCAGUGGAAAGGAGAAGUAGAAAAGGGCUUACCAAACUGGAGUUCUGAUGAAAAGGAACACCUAGAGGAAGAACUUUCUGAUGUUCUGCUCUACCUGGUUCAGCUUGCUGAUGUUUGUGGCCUUGAUCUCGGCAAAGCUGCCCUCUCCAAGAUUCUCAAAAACGCUCAGAAAUACCCUCCAUCUGCUACUCGCUGAAAGUCUGAAACCAAACCAUUUCAUACUGAAUGUCUCUUCCAGUCCUCUUUUGAUCUGUUUUUUUUUUCACUGCCAUCUCUUAUCUUUUUCAGACUCACCACCCCUACAAAGGCAAUAACAAACCGGUGUUUCGAUAAACUCCUGUACUGUUCCAAUGCUGUUUUGGCUCCUUCGCAUUAUAUGAGCAUCUCAGCAUCUCCACAUUGAGCUUGUAUUACAGCAUCUGAGUAUAGUUCUGGAUGUUUUGUUGUA